ACACACACACACUCUCUCUCUCUCACACACACACCUCACAGGGUUGAAAAAAAAUAGGAGUAGGUAAAUGUAUUAUGUAUGCCAUCCUAAAUUAUUUAUAAAAAUAAUAAUAGUGGAUGUAAAUAAUAAAAUAAAUACAAGGGGAUGAAAUCUGUUUCUUGGCAAACCUAUACCAAUGCAUUUCACUCACAAAAUUAGGGUACCAGGCACAACCUUGUUGAGCAAAAAUUGGUUUACCUUUGGACUGGGUCUGGGGUGGGGUACAAACAAAGUGCCAUGAAACAAAUGGAAAGGCUGAAAGAAGGAAACAAAACGGCAAGAGGAGUCUAACGUGGUUAUCCAAACCAAUUUGCUAUAAAGUUCAUACAUGUAUGUAAAAUGUUAUGAGACUAUAUACUGGUUUUGCUUUAACCCUGCUAGCAUUUUAGAAAUUUCAUGCUGGCAUAAACAUCUUACAUUUAGGUUAGUUUUCUUCUGUGAUGGCACACUUUAGCAAACGAUAUGAGAUUGACACAUUAAAUCAUGUAUUUUUAGGAUUAAGGCAGGAAACCUAACAUAACAGAUAUUAAUAAUGAUUUAAAUGAUACUUUGCAAGCAGUGAUUUUUCUCAAUAUUAAGCGCUAUGCAAAAUGCAGCAGUAAAUUGCUAUCACAUAUUGUCCAGAGGCAUUUACCUGACCUUCCUUGCAGACAAAAGCUGACCUAAAUCUUUAAAGAUAGGUGUUCUCAUCAUCUAUAUAUGCUACAUCAGCGAAAGUAUACUUAUAUAGUGUUGUAAGUAGUUUUGUUAAUUAUCUGGCCAAUCAGAUUAGUUCAAAAGCUCUAUACAGAGAAUUCCAAAUUUACUCACGUAGCCUUGUAAGAAAGUAUUGCUAUAGAAAUUAUAAAGUGAAGAAGUCUGAGUAGACUUAUAGGCUCAAUAAGGGAAUUGGUUUCAGAAUGUUGAUUUUAAUGUUUCAUUGAAUAUUAAGUAUGAUUUACGAAAUCUUAAUGCAGGAACAUUAUUUCUAAGACUGAUAGAUAUUGGUACAAUUUAUCAUCAUUUUCUUGCUAUCUAAAGAAGCAGCUAAUUCGUAUAUAUAGUAUAAAUAACAUUCAUAUAAAGGAGUUCUCUUUAUAUGAAUAUUUACAGUAGCCAUUUUACCUAUAGUAAAUGAAAGCGAUCUGAUGUUCAUUUAUUAAAUUUAAUGUAUUGAAUCUUUUGCUCGUACAGCUAUUAAGAAACUGCAUUAGUACUUCCUAUUAUACUGCAGUAACAUGAACUUUCUCCUGGUUCUAAGGAAAUUAGACCUUUAUAGACAACACUACACUGCAGACACUCCUGAUUUUACCUAGACUGUAACACAGCAAGUUUCACAGAUAAGCAGGAACUAAAACAGACUUCAGGGUAUCUCUACCCAAAUAUCCACUACUAUAUCAUACUGACUCACAUUAGGAUGUCUGGAAAAAUACUUCUUUGCAUAAGUUAAUGAAGGCAAGAGUGACUACAGGAAUAGAAGAAUAAAUUAGAAUUUAUCUUGUUGAUAGACUAACAAUGUUGUUUCAAGUCUUAUUUUAAUUUGAUGCUGACAAUAAAAGAAGGGUGAAAGAAUAACUUUUAGGAAAAUAAACUAAUAUAAGUUCCUUACAAAAAGGGUAAUAUUAAAAACAGCCGUGUGACCAGAGUAAAGAAAAUACUUGGAGGAACAGCUGAAAAAUUGUUAUAGAAUCUACAAAAAUGUCACUUUUUAAUACCACAAAGAUAAGACCCAAGUUCGAUGGAGAAGCAAAAGCAUUAGACAAAAACACGGGCAAAGGCGAUUUAAAAUAUCUCAGGCCAUCAAUUUUUUUUCUAACCAUUUGCCAUGUUAUUUGAUGUAAGUCACCAGAACUGGAAUUCUGUGUUUUAUUGCACCAUCCUCAUUUCAAUAUUUGACACUAUAUGUGGAAUUACAUAAAUCUCUUGGAGCUUGGCCAACAGAACUAAAUUUGCUAGGUGCUCUUUUAUUUCCUUAUUUGUACCUUCUUCCAGUAACUCCUGAAGAAUAAAGAUCUGUGGUUCCAAGCUUCCACAGAAGCUCUAGUUUCUCUUGAGGUAAAGUAACGUAGGCUAAUGCUUCAGACUCAUACACACCUAUUUCCUGCAACCCAGGCAAUUAGGUAAUAGCAUAAAUCCCAGUUUCUAAUGUAACUGAGUCAGCAAGGGCUUGGCGUAGAACACACACAAAGGAAUUACCACCCACAGAACAGAUGAGUGGCUGAGCCAGAAGUGAAAAGUAGGUGCUAAAGGAAAGGUGCUCGAAACAAAGAAAUCUGAAAAUAUGCUAUGAUCUUUUAACGACUGCCAAGGAAUGAAACCACAAUGUGCACUGAACUGGAUGGGCUUCCCUCUGUGUUCCCCACUUGGCUGUUUCUCUAUUGGUCCAUCUCACUGAAAACUACGUAGAAAUAUCCAAGAAAUCACAAGGAAUCAAGUUUGACUUAGAGGCGCGGUGGCUCAAUGCCUUAAUGAUGCUGGAGAUGGUCUCUGUUCCAGGGGUUCAAGUCGUAGCACUGCAUUAUGGGCAAACAAGAAAGAAGUUCACUGACUCCAGGAGCAACCGUUUACCUAAAGACUAUUGAUUAAUUAGCAAACAUCACUUUACUGUUGUCUCAACAUGGACACAUGGCGGAGAGGAUCUAUUAGGUCUUCAGGUUUCUUCAAGCGGCUCUCAUUCAGGAGGAACAAGAAAUUGGGCAACCAGGCUAUUAUCUUGAACCAGAAGAGUCAAACAUUAGACUCCAAUGAACAGUGUGACAAAAAGAGGUUCCUAAGAAAUUUCAAAGAAAAGCCAGACUAUUUUUCGUGUCAAAGCGAACAAAAUCUUACCACUAAAACACAGCCACCUCCCAAACCACCUCGCUUAUAUUUGGACACUGCCAGCUGCCCCAAUAUAAUAGACCACAGAGCAUCUUCCUCUACAGAUAUCUCCUUUUUAAGCACUUCCUGCCAUUUUCAUAAGGCUACUCAAACACAGCCUGAUCUAUUUUACAGAGCCCAAACCAUGAACUCUGAAACUCUCUCCAGGAACCGUAAACCUCCUUUUGAUCCUUCAGACCCUUUCUCUUCCUUCACACUAGAUUUGGGGCCCUCACUCCUGGACGAUGUUUUACAAACACUCAGAAAACAGAAUUUACUAUUAAAUUAGCUGGAAUUCUCACCAAAACCAAGGAAUUAAUCAUACUGACUCUUCUGAUUCACGGAUCUUUGGUUCUUUUUAAAAUAAAUUUGUUCCCAUAAGAAGGUUAUGCCAUCUCUUAGGGGACGCUAUUAAGUAACUUAUGUUUUCUAUCUCACUGAUAAGCAGGCAAUAUACUUGCUAUACGUAAUCAAUCAGAAAUUCUAUGUGUAUGUGCAAGAGGAAGAUGGUUUUGGCAGGAAGCGCUGUAUCAUAUGGAAUGUAUGGAUAUGGUUGGAUAAAAUAAUCUUAAAUAUCUUGGAGCCCAACUUUUAUACAUAAAGCUUUCAUAGGAUACAGAGGGCAAAGGUCCUCAUCUACCAAUAGUGAAAUGGGAACUCUGAAUAUGAAGUUUAUCUUCCUUUGUGCCAGUACAGACUUUUUCUAAUUUCUUCCUUCAACUUGAGGGAAUUAAUAACUUCAUUUACGUCAUACUAUGAAUGUAAAAUGUGAAUGUAUAUGCUACUCUUUAUUAAACCAAUUUGUUUUAUUUAC
Molecule: messenger RNA, 3691 nt
Organism: Crotalus tigris (Tiger rattlesnake)
Lineage: Eukaryota; Metazoa; Chordata; Lepidosauria; Squamata; Viperidae
Gene: CUNH15orf62
Product: chromosome unknown C15orf62 homolog
Exons: 3
Coding region: 2636-3166 (176 amino acids)
Source: RefSeq, a predicted model, not a curated record